Molecule: messenger RNA, 623 nt
Organism: Salvia splendens (bonfire salvia)
Lineage: Eukaryota; Viridiplantae; Streptophyta; Magnoliopsida; Lamiales; Lamiaceae
Product: DNA-directed RNA polymerases II, IV and V subunit 11
Exons: 5
Coding region: 61-423 (120 amino acids)
Biological process (GO): transcription by RNA polymerase II
Cellular component (GO): RNA polymerase II, core complex
Molecular function (GO): protein dimerization activity; DNA binding
Source: RefSeq, a predicted model, not a curated record
CAUUUCGCCUCUUCGUCGUUUUGAGUUUCAGCUGAGCAACAGUGAGAAGAAGGGAGAAAGAUGAAUGCCCCCGAUCGUUACGAGCGAUUCGUCGUCCCCGAAGGCGUCUCCAAGGUUUCGUACGAGAGGGACACGAAGAUCAUCAACGCGGCGACGUUCACCGUAGAGCGCGAGGAUCACACAAUCGGCAACAUUCUCCGCAUGCAAUUGCACAGAGAUGAGAACGUUUUGUUUGCCGGAUACAAGCUGCCGCACCCGCUUCAGUACAAAAUACUUAUAAGGAUCCAAACCACGAGCCAAUCUUCGCCAAUGCAAGCAUAUAAUCAGGCUAUCAAUGAUCUGGACAAGGAACUCGAUCAUUUGAAGAACGCUUUUGAGGUUGAGUUGGCAAGGCACAAUGCAAGUCAACAACGGGAGUUCUAAGCUGCGUUAUUUCGGUUAAGAUGCUAGUAGCAGUUAUACUGUGGUAAAUGUGGUUAAGUUGGGAAAUGUCUACAUGUAGAACUCCAUUCUAAAACUUUCAGAAACAUACCUGUGUAUUUUGUACGCGUUCUGAGAUGUCGUCACGUUGGUAUGUUGUUGGCCAUUCGUGCUUCCCUCUUAUGAAACUAAUACUGAUUCUA